AUGAUAUCGGAGCAAGAGACUGUGUUGGGACAAGCGAGUUCGAGAGCUGUUUUAGCUCGGAUUACUACGUCGAAUCCGUCUCCGGGGAGAGAGAGAUUGAUUGAUGAAUCGCGUUCGGCGGUGUUGAAAGCGGUGGAAGAAACGAGGACGGAGGCGUCGCAGCCGUUGGGGAAACAGUCGUGGAAGAAGAGGCGGAGAGCUGCGGCGGCGGUUGUUGGAGUUGAGAUCUGUUUGUUGGUGAUGGUUUCGCGGAUAAUGUCGAGGAAUUUAGGGCAUGAUUUGGAGUAG
This is a messenger RNA of Arabidopsis thaliana (thale cress), 288 nucleotides long. Its product is annotated as peroxidase. The record is from RefSeq and is marked reviewed. The transcript has a single exon. Lineage: Eukaryota; Viridiplantae; Streptophyta; Magnoliopsida; Brassicales; Brassicaceae. The coding region runs from base 1 to 288 and encodes 95 amino acids.